UUUUCAUCGUCGAAGCCACCAUUUGGCAAAUCGGAAAGCUCCUGCGACGCAACCACUGUUUCCAGUUAAACCGGAGAUUGAAAAUGGCAUGGAUCGGACAAUUAUCAAAGAAUCUGAAAGAGCUCCGAGUUCUCUUUUGUCAAACUUCACCUGGCAGUUCUUCCGCAAGGGCGUUUGUUGAGAAGAAUUACAAGGAAUUGAAGAAAGCAAACCCUAAGUUGCCUAUACUGAUCCGCGAAUGCAGCGGCACCGAGCCUCAGCUGUGGGCGAGAUACGAUAUGGGAGUUGAGAGGGGUAUUCGUUUGGAAGGGAUGUCGGAGGAUCAAAUCUCAAAGGCAUUGCAGGAUCUUGCGAAAGGAGGGUCAUCCCUUAAAUCCUAAACCAUUUGUCACUCCAUCUUUUGCUUCUUUUCAAGAUGAAUAAUCCCGAUAUCAAUGGGUGGUGAUGUCAUUUUCUUCUGAUUUUAGCAAACCCUAAAGUGGAUUUUGUAAUGCAAUAUCAACAUUUCUAAAUUGAAAACCGUGAAAUUUGCGUGCGUUGUUUUA
This is a messenger RNA of Lactuca sativa (garden lettuce), 545 nucleotides long. RefSeq names its product NADH-ubiquinone oxidoreductase B8 subunit. The record is from RefSeq and is a predicted model, not a curated record. Gene Ontology annotation, cellular component: respiratory chain complex I. Lineage: Eukaryota; Viridiplantae; Streptophyta; Magnoliopsida; Asterales; Asteraceae.